Cyclocybe aegerita is the source of this 3012-nucleotide messenger RNA. NCBI's taxonomy places the organism in Eukaryota, Fungi, Basidiomycota, Agaricomycetes, Agaricales, Hemipholiotaceae. The record is from the annotation of a GenBank genome assembly.
AUGCUACCCCUUCUGAGUGCCGUGAGGUUCUCGCUCCUAGGGGUCUUCUUGUUUCAAUGUCCACGAACACAUGCACAACUCCUCGACGACGCGCUCUUGCGGCAGCUCGGUCUGGCUGGGAUGCGCAUCGAGCCGGGGCCGAUGAGUGAUGGUCCUGCUGUCAUUGUUCCACUCUCAACACCUACUCUCCCAACUGCAACGUCUACUUCAGAUAGCGUCUCUGUCACUUCAACCGCGCCAGUUACCAGCAUCAGCAUUUCUGUAUCGGCUAGCCAGAGUUCGGAGUUAGUUGUGCCCACCACGGUGGCUGUGAACGCAACCAACGCGACGAACUCCACAUCCACAGCUCCUGCGAAGAGGGCACUUCUCCAGUGUCUCAAGACGUCCGUCGAAGGGUCUUGCACGAACCUCGCGUCGAACUGCUUGGAUUCGGUCAAUGAUGGUAAUCGAAACAACCUCUGGGGUAUUCGUUCUUGUGUUCUCGCCGCGACUUGUUAUGGGGUCGGCGAUCUCAUAUCGAGCGUUCGAUGCCAAACUGGAUUCACAAUAACAAAUGCUGAUCAAGGAUCCCUGGAUUACAAUAUCUAUGCCGCCGCUGUAGGUGAUUGUGCGUGGGCGCCUGGGGGAUGCCCUGUCACCCAGCAGAAUUUUAUCGAUUGGUUCUACACCACGCUGAGUUCAAUCAAUACGUCGUCCUGGCCCAGCUCUGUCGACGUCGUUAUUGGGUAUUGGUCCGCUAUAAGGUCCUGGACGGCAACUGGUGAUACCGUUCCAUACGUUAAUUUAAAUGACUGGUACCAUUUCUCAAGCUUCCCCACUGCACCACCCACAACAACGUCGAACGUUCCAGUUUACACUCCUAUUGCUUGGAAUCCGAACCCGAUUCCUCCCGUUACCGCUAUCUCUCAGACUUUCGUCGCAGCUGGAACAACCGUAGUAAUCCCAAAACCGACCACUGUUACUGUCACCGUUACUGUAGCUGGUUCGACUUUGACUGUCGCUCCAGGAGGACAAGUCGUCGGAACUGUGCCCACAGGUGUUUCGCAACCAGAAGCUGUGCCUCCCGUUUGGAAUAACAACCCCAUUAUUCCGACCACAACUGGCUCAGCUACUUUCAUCUCGGGAACCUGGACAAGCAUUGUCGCUCUCCCGACUUCGACCGACACGCCGGUGACAGUCAACGGACCUCCAGAUGACGGCGACGACGACGACAGCAAUGACUCCUGGCUUCUCGUCCUGCUCGCCCUUCUCCUUGGGGGUGGUAUGGGGAUUGUGGGCUCGGUGCCAGCCUCUGUCGCGGUCAUUGGCGCUGUGUUCCCAGCACCCGUUCCCCCGCCCGGAUGGCCAGAGGAUGGACCCUGGGUUCCACCCGUCGUAUCACCGCCUCCUGGAGGCAACGGGCCUACCGAACCCGAUCCGGACGAUCCGGACGACGAUGAUGGUCCUGACGACCCGGAUGUGUGUUACUGGACGCUGCCGCCUUUUGACUCGCCGUACGACGGAGAAUCAGGGCCGGAUCCCGACGAGGACGAGGACGAGGCGUUCGUCAGACGGGCUGCCAUCAACUACGGGAAUUAUGGGAAUUCGACGAACACGACGGUUACAUUUUCACGUCUGUUCCGCAGGGCUGACAAACGAAGGAUCAGACUUGGAUCCUGCAAUGAAGACCCAGAAGAGAAAAACCCUCAGAGUCUCCUUGUAUCGACGUGGUAUUCAAUCAACAACCCAGCAGUGAAUCCUCCUGUAGCGACUUCCAACACUGCCCUUUACAUUACUGUUGAUGCUAGACAUACGUCAGGAGACGGACGAGUCAAGGAACACCUUUUCGGAUUCCAAUAUGUCACAGAAUUCUUCAGGGAAGAGUUCCCUAACAAUGCAGAUUGUACCUGGCUCAAGACCGAUGUAUGGGACGUAGAUCCUGAUGGGAACGGACCACUUAGAACUCAAAUGAUCACUACCAUCGAUCAGAGGACCAAUAUGGUGUGGGCUGACCGAGCCCUUAAUCGAGCCAAAUCUUACGUGGUAAACAAUGACCGGCCGCUGGCAUCCUUACCGCCUUUCGAUAAAGAAAUCAAGGCAAUUGCUGACCUUCAGCCCGGGAAUCCUACGUCGAGGAAGAAUGCCGGGGAGGUGCAAACUCUCAUCAGGGCGUUUGGUGGACUUGCACAAUACUUUAAUCUCAAUGCCGCGGAAUUAAGGAGCACCGGUGCCAGAGUCCAGAGAUUGCUCGCCCUCGUGACCCCCACAACGCCGCUUUAUCCCCCGUUGGACACCCGCUUCAACAACUUUCUUUCGAGAACCUAUGGACUUUAUACCGCUCGGACAACUUCACGAGGUAUCAAUAUGCUGAAUGCGUUCAAUGGGCGUCUCGACACCUUGCUAGCUCAAGCCUCAAACACCAAUCCUCCACCCACUGUACCACCAGUCGUUCCUCAGUGCUGGCCCGUUUACCAUGACCAAGGCAUUGUCGGUCGAAUUUUAGGCUCUACUAUCAAUGCACAGGCUCUUGUCCCAGCUCCUAUCCCCCACCCACCAUGUAACACAGCUGGAGAGACCGGGUCUUUCAUCCUCUUCGAUGACGCGAAUGGUGGAGGGCCUGUCCUCUAUGCUGGUGACCCUCAACACAGAAUUCAAGCCACAGGGACGCAACACUACAUACUGCAGAAGCCCGGACGUCAAUACACUGAUACUCAUCUCGGUCCCUUUUACGGUCCGACGUGUAACGGAAUUUACUGGUUGGUUGCUCCGACAGCGACAGGCUCGCCACCGACCAAGUGGGGUAUGGAUUGUCCAAACGGGGCCGCAGGACCAGCAACGGCACGAGUGUAUCCUGUCGACCCAAACGGCAGUCGUCUCGCAUGCCUAUUCAACAAUCACAACGAUGGGACGAAUCGUUUCGAAAUCGAUUGCGGCCCAAACCAGCAGGCGGUUUUCAACUGCAUCACCCAUAUGAACACGCAAGAUGGUGUGAAUUGGGUCGCCUCAGUUCCUGAUCUCCGGUUCCGGGGGUGA